UGGUUCUGCAUUUCUGGAUCUCUCUAGAAUUUCACAAACAAUGGAGCUUGAGCUUCAAGGUCAACCCGGUUCCAGUGGAUCGGGCUCCAGCGGAUCGCAUGUGGUUAGCAUCCACGAUGAGGAGCUGCCCAGGCACCCCCGAUUUCUUAGCCCAUCUACUGUGGACUACAAUGCCUACCACAGGCUAAGGCCACCAGAGCAGCCAAAGGAUGUGAACAAGGACAUCAUGUCUAGCUUACAAAAACAAGUAGACGACCAUAACAAGCCAAAGCACAGGACAAAGUUUACUUAUUCAGAGAAGUGGAUCUUUUUCCUCAUUAGCCUGGGGCUAGAGACUAUUUCAGCUUCUUUGAUCAGCUUUCAUCCCCGAGUAAGCCCCACUAUGCACUAUAUGGUAUGUUGUUGCCUAUUGCGGCCGUACUCAUCUGCAUCUGUGAGCUCAUUCACAAGGGUUACAGAGAAAGAGUUGAAUUCAAGAAGUGGGGAAGGAUAUGGUGGUAUUAUCAUCCAUAUCCACCAAACAGGCUUUUUGGUAAUUUUCCUGACAUUUGUGGGCUAGUUCUUGCAAUCGCUCAAUGCAUUUGCUCUGGGGUUCAGUAUGAUUACCUCCAUCGACAUGCUAAUAAUCCUAUCAAACUAUCCAUUUUGCCUUUCAUGUUUCUUUUAUCUUUGGGUCUUUCAAGAUGUUGUAAAGAUUAGCAAAGUAAGGUUAAAGAUCAUUGUAUUGAGGUUCUUAUUAUUAAUGUAUGUAUUUGGUGUGAUGUUGGCUAUUGCUGCUGUACUGUCUUGCAUCUGGGAGAUCAUUUGCAAGAACAAGACCACAGCGAAGGCCAUUUGGUGAUGUUCUUGACAUUUUUGGAUUACUUGGUGCCAUCUCCCAGUGUCUUUGCUCGACAGUUCAGUAUGUUUACUUCGUUCGGCAUCAUCAAAAUCCUCUCAGAGCCUCCCUUUUGCCUGCCGUCUUCCUUGUAUGUUUGGGUGCUUCAAGAUUGAGUUGUAUUCAUUUCAAACGCACGAGACCGCUGAACAAAAUGACUGAACAUGGGCAUUUUAGCUAGGGUUAUGCCUCAACUUCUUGUUGUAGUUUCAUUGGUUAGGUAUAAGAGUCGAGAGAAAAUGCUAAAAUGUGCCUCUUCUUAAUUAAUAUCAGUGUUUUCAAAGAAACUGCAAUAACAUUUGCUUUGACAACUACAGAUGAUAGUAUAUGCACAAGCCUUC
Prunus mume (Japanese apricot) is the source of this 1218-nucleotide messenger RNA. RefSeq lists its product as uncharacterized. Lineage: Eukaryota; Viridiplantae; Streptophyta; Magnoliopsida; Rosales; Rosaceae. The record is from RefSeq and is a predicted model, not a curated record.